This is a messenger RNA of Selaginella moellendorffii, 794 nucleotides long. RefSeq lists its product as uncharacterized. Lineage: Eukaryota; Viridiplantae; Streptophyta; Lycopodiopsida; Selaginellales; Selaginellaceae. The record is from RefSeq and is a predicted model, not a curated record. The transcript is spliced from 5 exons. Bases 71 to 640 code for a protein of 189 amino acids.
CAUAGGGUUCUUGCGAAGAUAGGGCGGGUGGCUCGAAAUUCUGCUGCAAAGCCUUGUUGCGGACCUGGCGAUGGAAUUUCUGAUUGCGAUGGUGCUUGUUAGCACCAUUGCGAUCAGUGUGCUGUGCAUCGUGACCACAGCUUGUGUGCUGGUGCUGGCAUCUGCCAUGCGUGCAGGAAUGGGAGCCGUGACUGAGAAUCUCCAGGUGAUGGCCUCUGGCAUUCAUGCGGCAGUGAGGGCGGACGUGCAAGGGAUCCAUGGUGCAGUGAGGGAGGAUGUGCCAGCAAUCCGUGGAGCCAUAAAGGAAGACGUUGUUGCUGUGGUUGGAGCAGGAAUGGGAUCCAUCCGUGCAGCAGUGAGGGAGGUCCAUGGUGCCUUGAAGGAGGACUUUGUUGCUGUGGUUGGAGCACUGAAUGUUGCGGCUAUGCGUGCUGCAAUCAAGGAGGACCUCCAGGCACUUCACGACACAGUGAAGGAGGAUGUUAUAGCAGCCCACAACCAAGUCAUGAUCGACUGUUCCACAUCCCUCUAUCAGGGUUUGGAUGGCUUGAUCCAGUCGUGUGCAAAGAGCACAGUGGUGGGAAAAAUUUUUCUGAUUCGGAUCUUCGUUCUUCGAAAUAAAAAGGCUCAUAUGUCGUGAGCUUCUGAUAGUGGAUGAGUGUAACUAUUUAUUCAGGAGACUAUUUAUUCAGGAGGUCCUUUGGAGCUGCGGAUAUCGCAUAUAGUCACUCGGUUCAAAUGCUUUGUAUGGUAACGGAACAUUCAAUCGAAGCUUUCAAGUUUUCUGUCUUCAA